AUGCGGGGUUGCGGGCAGGGGCUGUCGUCGACAGGAAAAGAUGCCAGUGGCCGGAGACAAGGGCGGUCGGCAGAAAAGAAAAUAGGAUUUUCUAGGGUUUUAAAAGUUCAAGGUUUUAAGUCCUCCUUCACUCUACCCGCUGAUGACGCCGUCCCCGCCGCCGGGAACACGUCGUCGUGCCCGUGGCUCAGUCUCCAUCUCCGCCGUCGAUCUUCGCUGCCGGAGGCAGAAAAUGCAGUUCAGCCAGCAGGGAAGGAGAAGGGAGAAUACGAGUUGCGGAGCCAAAUCAUCGAGGAAGCUGUUAAGUUCAAGGUUGAAUUCUACCAUAAGAGGAAGAUCAGUUCUGAGAAUAACAAAGCUGCUAACAGGGAAAAGGAGAAGAUGUUUGUUGCCAGUCAAGAGAAGUUUCAUACUGAGGUAGACAAGAAUUAAUGGAAGGCAGUUACAGAUCUCAUUCCCAAUGAGGUGCCAGCUAUAGAAAAGAAGGGAGGGAAGAAAGAUCAAGAAAAGAAGUCUUCCAUAGUUGUUGUGCAAUGUCCAAAGCCUGGUAAGCCAACUGAGCUCUCUAGGAUGAGGCAGAUACUUCUGAAAUUGAAGCAUAAUACGCCUCCUCACCUAAAGCACUCACCACCGGCACCAGCUGCUGUGGCAGCUGCGCUUGGCGCUAUAGCUGCUGCCUGAUGAGUGUAAUCGAUGUUCUCUGUCAACUUUCAAGUCAAUAACAGAGCAAUUUAAUUAAUACUGUGGAGUUUUUCUUAUUUUAGCUAAACUGGAACAUAAUCUAAUGGGCAAAUUCAGGAAACCUGUUCUUAAGUUUGUCUUUUAAUGUACACUAGUGGCUCUGAAAGAUCUCAAAGAACGGAUAGACUUGGUUCUAUCGGUUUGGUUUUUGGUUACUAAACUACUCAUUGCUAAUCGAAAUGA
Messenger RNA from Argentina anserina (silverweed cinquefoil), 924 nucleotides. Its product is annotated as clathrin light chain 2-like. NCBI's taxonomy places the organism in Eukaryota, Viridiplantae, Streptophyta, Magnoliopsida, Rosales, Rosaceae. The record is from RefSeq and is a predicted model, not a curated record. Gene Ontology annotation, cellular component: plasma membrane; clathrin coat of coated pit; clathrin coat of trans-Golgi network vesicle. The transcript is spliced from 4 exons. Gene Ontology annotation, biological process: clathrin-dependent endocytosis; intracellular protein transport. Gene Ontology annotation, molecular function: structural molecule activity; clathrin heavy chain binding.